Molecule: messenger RNA, 1338 nt
Organism: Ipomoea triloba (trilobed morning glory)
Lineage: Eukaryota; Viridiplantae; Streptophyta; Magnoliopsida; Solanales; Convolvulaceae
Product: 5-amino-6-(5-phospho-D-ribitylamino)uracil phosphatase, chloroplastic
Exons: 11
Coding region: 45-1136 (363 amino acids)
Source: RefSeq, a predicted model, not a curated record
AUUUAUUUUCUUCCCAUAGCUCUUCAGAGCUUUUAUGCCUGAAAAUGGAAACAGCUCUCAGCUUCAGGAGCUCCACUUUCGUCCCAGUCACGACGUCGUUUCCUCAGUCCCCUGCGAAGCUCAAUUUAUUGAGAUUAAAGCGCUCCAGACGAGUGCAAAAUCGGCAGAAUCAUUGUCUGUUGAUAGUGAAGUCUUCUGGGUCGAGCAUCAAUGGGUCUUCUGACCCGUCUCCAGUCUCACCGAACAAUAUUUUCGUGGAAGAGGCCAUUGGAGCAGAAUAUGGAGAGGGGUUUGAGACAUUUAGAGCGGAUGGAUUAUUCAAAGUUGAUGUAGAUUUUCUAAAUGAUAGACUGCAAGAAGGUUUCCUUCAAAGAAUUCGGUAUGCAAUGAAACCUGACGAAGCUUAUGGAUUAGUUUUCUCUUGGGACAAUGUAGUGGCAGAUACUCAAGCUCUAAGGUUGAAUGCCUGGAAGCAACUUGCUUCUGAAGAAGGGAAGGAAAUUGCCGAAGAUGAUAGUAUGCAAAGACUUUUGCUUUAUGCUGGUGUCGAUCAUGUACUAAACAAGGUGUUGCGGUGGGAGAAGGAAGAAAAUGAUUUGGUUCGAUUGAGGUUAAGGUUAUCACAGUUAUUCUGUGACAAUCUACUCCAACUCUCGAAACCAAUAGAAGGGCUGAAGGAAUGGCUUGAUGCUAUAUCAACAGCACGCAUUCCUUGUGCAGUUGUUUCAAAUCUAGAUCGAAAACAUAUGGUUGACGCCUUAGAACACCUGGGGCUCAUGAAGUAUUUUCAGGCUAUUGUGUCCGAGGAAGACGGCAUGGAAUCCAUAGCACACAGGUUUCUUUCUGCAGCGGUAAAGUUGGAUAGGAAGCCAUCUAAGUGCGUGGUGUUUGAAGACGACCCUAGAGGCAUAACAGCGGCUCACAACUGUACAAUGAUGGCUGUAGCACUCAUCGGUGCUCAUCCAGCGUAUCAUUUGGAUCAAGCUGACAUUACAGUUGGUGGGUACAAUGAGCUUUCAGUCAUCAAUCUGAGGAGAUUAUUUGCGCAUAAAGGCUCCAACUUUAUGGACCUGGAGAAGCAAAUAGUGGAGAAAAUUCCUCCCAGAAGGAAGCUGAGAAUUGACACCAUUUUCUGAUCCAAAUCCAACCCUGGCCUCUUUCACCUCACUUGUAAAUUUUUCAUUAGGGUAGAUCACAGUCAUCAUUUAGGGCCUCCUUUUGGUUCCUUUAUUUUAUUUUUCAUUUAGGAUUUAUAUAUAAAUAGUAGAAACCACAAAGCAUGUAUUUAACACAAAUAUUUGUCUUUUUAUUAUGGGAAAAGUUUCUUUUUUUUUUUUU